AUCUCUAUCAAUCAAGACCAAAUUCGAAGCCUAAUACUGCCACAAAAUGCCUGUCAAAGUCCUUAGAGAUCCCGGCGAAGUAAUCGAGGCGAUCAACGAAACCCCGAAGUCCGUCGUGGUACAUUACUGGCCUCCGUGGAUGGGGCCCAAUUCGCCUCUCCUUCCACUCUUCGAGGAGGCGGACGAGACCCGGGGGGGUGAGGUGGACUUGGUCAUUGUGAACAGUGGGUUCAUUCUCCCGCCGCAUUCACCCGACGAGAUGCCCUUGACGGUUCUCUAUAAGGGCGGGGAGGAGGUGGAGACUGCACCCUUCGAUCCCAUCCAAAUCCAGCAGCUUAUUGAUAAUGCGUGAGGGAAUAUGGACCGGAAGGUCUUAUUGUGCG
Molecule: messenger RNA, 383 nt
Organism: Aspergillus fijiensis CBS 313.89
Lineage: Eukaryota; Fungi; Ascomycota; Eurotiomycetes; Eurotiales; Aspergillaceae
Exons: 2
Coding region: 47-352 (101 amino acids)
Source: RefSeq, a predicted model, not a curated record